AUGGGGGCAGCAGCGGAGGUUGGGAGCUUCGCCAACGUAUUCCUGGACAGCUUUACUGGCUCCAUUGGCGCUGCUUCGGCUCCUGUUGGCUCUCAUUUGCUGCUCACCCCAGCCGGGGCCGUGGACUACAACUCGGUUACAGGACUCAUAAUGAUGGGGGGACACGGGGCAGGAGCACACGACCACCUGGCGUCCGCAGAGAGGCUGUCCCGCAGCCUGACGGACCUCAGUCAUCUAAAGGGGAUUUUGAGGCGGAGGCAACUGUACUGCAGGACGGGCUUUCACCUGGAAAUUCACCCUGACGGCACCGUGCAGGGGACAAGAAAGGACCACAGCAGAUUCGGUAUUCUGGAGUUCAUCAGUCUGGCUGUGGGGCUGGUCAGUAUCAGAGGAGUGGACAGUGGCCUCUACUUGGGCAUGAACAGCAAAGGGGAACUGUAUGGCUCGAUUACAGAGCUGUGCCGCUUCAUCUGCCCAGAUGAGCAGACGAGAGCCACAGUGCACCAGGAGGCGCAGCAGGGUAAUCCUGUGAUAGGGGUAAACAAGGGAAGACCUCAGACAGCAGAGUACCAGCAUACGACUGUCAUAGAGGAGGAGGCUGAACUUUAG
Knipowitschia caucasica is the source of this 609-nucleotide messenger RNA. NCBI's taxonomy places the organism in Eukaryota, Metazoa, Chordata, Actinopteri, Gobiiformes, Gobiidae. The record is from the annotation of a GenBank genome assembly.